GCUUUUACAGCACUGUGGAGCCAACUAGUCUGCAUGAUGGUCAAGGACCCGGCAUUCAAGUAGAAGUCGACGGAUAGCCCGCGCUGCUCGUUUCGGUCUCUUAUAGCCUAACGCUACGCGAGAAAGAGUCUGGGGCAAGCUCUAUCACUGUACCAGGAUUCCUUGUUUGGCUGCGCUGGCGCGAAGCAACGCGAUGAUGAGGUCGCUAGGUUUUCCUAUUGGCUUCUUGCUUGUGAUCAUCCACAUUAUUCCCGCGAGAACAGACCGAGCUCCGGGUGAUACAAGACCAAACUUUGUGAUUUUCCUCCCGGACGAAACAAGAGCGGAGAGUAUUGGGGUCUAUGGUCAUCCAUUUGUUCGCACGCCAAAUUUGGAUGCACUGGCCGCUAAUGGAACAGUGUUCAAGGAAGCUCAUGUUCUGCACACACAGUGUGCACCAAGUCGUUGUGCUAUGAUCACUGGUCGGUAUAUGCACGUACUGGGACAUCGUACACAGACACAUCUGGUGAGAGAGUAUGAACCAAACUUCUUCCGCUAUCUGAAGGAUGCUGGAUAUUACGUGUCAUGGCAUGGCAAGAACGAUAUGUUCUCUCAAGCAUCAUUUCCACUCUCCGUAUCAAACUGGACGAAUGAUAUCGGCAGCAGCAAAGGUCCAUCACCAUUCAAGUUCAACGAGACCGGAUACUACAGUUUUCUAGCCUCUGCAUCCAAGUUCUUUGGCAAUGAUUCGGAACACAACGGAGACUACAGAGCUGUGGUGAAGAGCCUGGAGUUUAUGUCCAGCAAUCCACCAGAGCCUUUCCUCAUCUUCCUACCGGGCAUCGGUGCUCAUCCCAGUUAUGGUGCUCCAAAGGACUAUUUUGACAUGUACUCUGCAGAUCAAGUGGCUAAGCUAGCACCGCUGCGUCCACCACAUGUAGCUAACAAGCCCAAGUACCACGACGGCAUUAUCAAGUACAGGAACCUGGAAUCCCUCAAUCAGACAUUCUUCAACAAGAUCAAUGCUAUCUACCUUGGGCAAGUCAGCUAUGUUGAUUGGAUCCUUGGUCAGCUAGUAAAGGGAAUUGAUGCACUGCCCGACAUAGCCAAGAACACUGCCAUCUUUGUGACGUCUGAUCACGGAGACUUCAGUGGUGACUAUCAUCUUGUGGAGAAAUGGCCAGGUGGAAUGGAUGACAUCCUAACACGUGUGCCUCUCAUCGGUAGGAUUCCCGGCGGUGUGAAGGGUCAUGUGGUGGAGGCUCCUGUCAAUGUCUUCGAUCUCUUCUACACAAUUAACGUCAUGGCAGGGACAAAUGUAAAUCACAUACACUUUGCUAAAAGUCUUCUCCCUGAGUUGAUGGGCGGUCCUGGUGAUAUGAAUCGAACAGUCUACAGUGAAGGUGGAUAUCAAUACUUCAGAGAAUUUGAACCCAAUGAUCCGGAACAGAAAGCUGUAUAUGCUAAUCCACAUAACACGUACUGGGCACGGGGGAAGGAAGAAGUGGAGGAAGGCUGUCCCAGGGCCAUCAUGGCCAAGAGUUCUACUCACAAGCUGGUCUAUAGACCUGAAGGCGUCAGUGAACUGUACGACUUGGCGACGGACAAACGAGAGCUCAACAACGUGUACAGCGAUCCAAAAUAUCAAGAGGUGGUUCAGAAAAUGGAGAUGGACUUGCUGGCCUACUUUGUGAAGACGGCCGAUGUCACUCCUGUAUUGGAGGAUCCACGCGGAGCACCUAAACCGCCAUCUUCAAAUUAAUCACUUAGCUGAUUUUUCUUUUUCUAGCCACUAUUCUGAACGUCUUCAAAAGUGAUAUUUAGUAUGAUAUUUAUGGAUGAGAAGAGUUGCAGACCCCACGCAUUGUUUAUCGUUUGAAGUUUACCUGACAUGCUUGAAGUGCGACCGUGCUCAGCAGCUGCUUUGCUAUAGGUCACCGCCCAGUUUUAGAGUCCCUAACUGUCUGCAAAUUAAGAUUGAAAGGAUCACCUCUCGAAUACAUCCUUGAGGUUGUUUGAGGAAGAUUGAA
This is a messenger RNA of Sycon ciliatum, 2009 nucleotides long. RefSeq lists its product as uncharacterized. Gene Ontology annotation, cellular component: cytoplasm. The coding region runs from base 194 to 1741 and encodes 515 amino acids. Gene Ontology annotation, molecular function: iduronate-2-sulfatase activity. The record is from RefSeq and is a predicted model, not a curated record. Lineage: Eukaryota; Metazoa; Porifera; Calcarea; Leucosolenida; Sycettidae. The transcript is spliced from 7 exons.